ACUCCUGACACCAACAUGACUGAACGCUUUGACUGCCACUACUGCAAAGAGUCCCUGUUUGGUAAGAAGUACAUCCUGAGGGAGGACAGCCCCUACUGUGUGAACUGCUAUGAAAACCUUUAUUCCAACACCUGCGAGGAAUGCAAAAAACCUAUUGGCGCUGACUGCAAGGAUCUGUCUUACAAGGACCGCCACUGGCAUGAAACCUGCUUCCACUGCUUCCAAUGCAAGAAUUCGUUGGUGGACAAACCUUUUGCUGCAAAAGAGGAACAUCUACUUUGCACUGAUUGCUACUCCAAUGAGUACUCUUCCAAAUGUAAUGAGUGCAAGAAGACUAUUAUGCCAGGUACUCGGAAGAUGGAAUACAAGGGCAACAGCUGGCACGAGACCUGCUUUAUCUGCUACCGCUGCCAGCAGCCUAUUGGGACAAAGAGUUUCAUCCCUAAGGACAAUCAAAACUUUUGCGUGCCCUGCUAUGAAAAGCAGUUUGCCAUGCAGUGCGUCCAGUGCAAGAAGGCUAUCACUACAGGAGGCGUUACCUACCGGGAGCAGCCGUGGCAUAAGGAGUGCUUCGUUUGUACCGGAUGCAAGAAGCAGCUGUCUGGACAACGCUUUACCUCCAGGGAUGAGUUCGCGUAUUGCCUGAGCUGCUUCUGCAACCUCUACGCCAAAAAGUGUGCUGGAUGCACAAACCCCAUCAGUGGACUCGGAGGAACCAAGUACAUCUCCUUUGAAGAACGGCAGUGGCAUAAUGAUUGCUUUAACUGUAAGAAGUGCUCUCUCUCAUUAGUGGGUCGCGGCUUCCUCACAGAAAGGGAUGACAUCCUUUGCCCUGAAUGUGGGAAGGAUAUUUAA
Messenger RNA from Egretta garzetta (little egret), 855 nucleotides. It is a transcript of the gene FHL2, whose product is annotated as four and a half LIM domains 2. The record is from RefSeq and is a predicted model, not a curated record. Gene Ontology annotation, cellular component: nucleus; Z disc. Gene Ontology annotation, molecular function: transcription factor binding; transcription coregulator activity. Lineage: Eukaryota; Metazoa; Chordata; Aves; Pelecaniformes; Ardeidae. The transcript has 5 exons. Gene Ontology annotation, biological process: negative regulation of transcription by RNA polymerase II; negative regulation of calcineurin-NFAT signaling cascade. The coding region runs from base 16 to 855 and encodes 279 amino acids.